GAUGUUUGCUAAAUCGUCAAUGGAGGUUGCCGUCUACCAGCUGCACAACCUCUCCAUAUCUUUCUUCUCCUCGCUACUCGGAGGAGAUGUUGUGUCGGUCAAACUUGACAAUAGUGCCUCUGGUGCUAGCGUGGUGGCUAUUGACAACAAGAUAGAGCAGGCAAUGGACCUGGUCAAGAACCACCUGAUGUACGCUGUGCGGGAGGAAGUCGAAAUUCUCAAGGAGCAGAUCAAAGAGCUGGCGGAAAAAAACGACCAGUUGGAGAGGGAAAACUACCUGUUGAAGAACCUGGCAAGUCCGGAGCAGCUAGAGAAGUUCCAGUCUCGAAUCCCCACAGAUGUUCUGCUCCCACUGGACAAUCAGAGCGUCCAGGUGAUGUCAGAGCAGCAGACCUGCAGUCGCAAUACAGGCUCUGCUGUGUAAGUGGCUCUGCCUUGGGGCGGGCAGAGCCACUGUCCCUUUUCAGCAAUUGACCUCCAUGCUUUUUUUGCGCUACAGAAUUACUGCCGCUGAAAAACCAUAGUGGCGCUGAGGGCUUGGCAUUUUGUCCGUAAAUGCCCGAUGGGACAAACACAUGACUCUGAUAAGCACAAAACUUCAGACCAGCGCUGUGUCGAACUAUUCUCUCAUCCCGUCCAAUUCUGCGCUGUAUUGUCUUGUAGAAAAUGAGCGUUAAGAAUAAAGAGCAGACCCACCGGAUACAAAUGAGCGAUGCUUUCAGAGUUACCCAGUGAUUGUCCUUUUGAUCUCGAUUGGGCUGUUCCUGCCGGUGCUAAUUUGGAACGUGUGAGCGCAAGUGAGGCUACUUCCUGUUGGCCCGCGUGAGAUUUUUUGACAAGCAGUGAGCCCCCCAUCUCGUGGAUCAGUUGGAUACCCAAAUGCAAGUGUCAAGGAUUCCCAGCUGCACAUUAACAUGGACUUAUCCUCUGUGUAUUAUCUGUUGACGCACAUUAACAAAAGUAAUCAACAAGAUGAGCAGAGGUCAAGCUUAGAGCAAUGUAAUUGAGUUGGUGGACUGAUUCAUAUUCUGUUGUGAUUAAUAACUUGUAUUAUCUGCACUUGGGGCUUGCUGCCAAUGGGGGUAAUUCACCUGCCCUAUUCCGUAUUUCUUGUUGUUUGUUAUUUGACAAAAUCGGUUGUUUUGUAAAGUAAAUGCUUUUCUGAGAUUGUUUUCCUGACACUGAAGGCAAGGCAAGCAGUGGUAUUUCAGAUGUUUUCAAUCCAUCUGCUAUUUUGUUGCUCUUUUGCCAUUUUAAUAACGAUGGCAUGACAACAGUGCCUGUAUGUAGUACAAGAGAGAAACGCAUUUCUAAGAGCUCUGCUUAUGCGGUUUUAUUUUUCUCAAGCUACCAAAGAUUUUAUUUUCCUUUCCUUUUUUUUUUUUUUUUUUUUUUUUU
This is a messenger RNA of Corythoichthys intestinalis (scribbled pipefish), 1398 nucleotides long. RefSeq names its product TSC22 domain family protein 3-like. Gene Ontology annotation, biological process: regulation of transcription by RNA polymerase II. Lineage: Eukaryota; Metazoa; Chordata; Actinopteri; Syngnathiformes; Syngnathidae. The coding region runs from base 2 to 424 and encodes 140 amino acids. The transcript is spliced from 3 exons. The record is from RefSeq and is a predicted model, not a curated record.